This is a messenger RNA of Cladophialophora bantiana CBS 173.52, 291 nucleotides long. RefSeq lists its product as uncharacterized. The record is from RefSeq and is a predicted model, not a curated record. The coding region runs from base 1 to 291 and encodes 96 amino acids. Lineage: Eukaryota; Fungi; Ascomycota; Eurotiomycetes; Chaetothyriales; Herpotrichiellaceae. The transcript is spliced from 2 exons.
AUGGACGAGCUCAUUCGCACCAUUCAACUAUUGCAGAAGUUCUGCUACCCGCGGACAUUGACAAUCUGUGUACGCAUCCUCGAGGAACUCGAUAUUCCUUAUGACUGGUGUGCACUCGAAUCCCCCGAUGCCAAAUCGGAGGCCUUUACGAAGAUCAAUGUCAAUGGCCGUGUGCCAGCAAUCGUGGAUCCGAAAUAUUGGCAUCGCGUUGUGGGAGUCUGGUGCGAUUAUCUUGUAUUUGAUCGAGGAGUAGGACAAGGAGGGAAAGCUGUCUUACAAGACUGCUCCUGA